GCUGCUGUACUUGGCAGUGCACUUCUGCUGCUGUCUAUUGUUGAGGUGUCUGCUUACCAGCAGGGGUGAUCAUCAUUUUUGGCAUGUAGUAACACAGCCGGCCCCUACCCCCACCCCUCUGACGCCUUUUGCCGAACUUCAAGCAGAAGUACGGGGUUUCGAGGUGCACUGCACGCCGAUCGGGAACCUGACCAGCGGAGGGAGGAGGAGGCGGACAACCGUCGCCAAGGCAAUGCCCGUUUGACGGCGCCAUGAACCCCGAGGAGCAGACCGUAACGUGGUUGAUAUCGCUGGGAGUGCUUGGCUCCCCCAAGAAGAACAUCGCUGACCCGGAGGAAUUCUUGAAAGCCUCGCUGAAGGAUGGCCUCGUACUAUGCAAGCUGGUCGAAAAGCUUGUGCCCGGUUUCAGUGCCAAGUACUGCCCGGAUCCGCGGACCGAAGCCGACUGCUUAGGCAACAUUCGAGAGUUUCUGAGAGGAUGCUCGUCCUUGAAAGUGGAGGGGUUUGAGCCUGAGUGCCUGUACAGCGGGGAGAAUUUUGGCAAGGUCCUGACCACGUUGCUGGCUGUCAACUUUGCCACACAAGACAGUGCUGCAGAGAGAUCAUGUCCGCAGUCCGGCACACAAUCACUUAGUCCGACAUCAUCCUUGCACACAAUCUCCUCCGCCAAGUCCAAAGGCUCUCUGCGGCGACAAUCCAAAUCUGUGGAGAUGUCGGAGAAUGGCAGCAGUAACAGCGGACAGCUGAUGGUGAAGGCCCGCUUCAAUUUCAAGCAGAACAAUGAGGACGAGUUGUCGUUCACCAAAGGCGACGUCAUCAUCGUGACGCGGCAGGAAGAAGGUGGCUGGUGGGAGGGCAACCUCAACGGAAAGACGGGAUGGUUCCCCAGCAACUAUGUGCGCGAGGUCAAGGCCUGCGAAAAACCACUGUCUCCUAAAGGAGCUCAGCUGACCAAAAGCUACUACAGUGUGGUGGUGCAGGACAUCUUGGAACACGAGCGCGAGUUUGUCAAAGAGCUGCAAACGGUGUUGAGUUGUUACUUGCGACCGUUACAAGCCAGCGACAAGCUGAGCAGUGCAGACAGCGCCACUCUUUGUGGAAACCUUGAGGAGAUUCUCACCUUCCAGCAGGGCUUGGUUGCCUCUUUGGAGGAAUGUAUAAAAGUCCCAGAAGGCCAACAGCGGCUGGCCGGAUGCUUCUUAAAUAUGAUGUGUCAGAUCAAGUCCCUUUACCUGGCCUACUGCUCCAGCCACCCGUUAGCCGUCUGCAUCCUCACGGAUCACAGCGAGGACCUUGACAAGUUCAUGGAGAGCCAAGGAGCCAGCGCUCCGGGCAUCCUGACACUGACCACCAGCCUUAGCAAGCCCUUCAUGAGACUGGACAAGUAUCCCACCCUGCUGCAGGAACUGGAGAGACACGUGGAGGAAGCCCACCCAGACUUCUCCGACAUUGUGAAGGCCACAGCGGUAUUCAGGAGUUUAGUGACACAGUGCCAGGAGCUGCGAAAGCGCAAGAACCUGGAACUGCAAAUCCUGUCGGAACAGGUGCGCGGCUGGGAAGGAGACAGCAUGAAGAGUCUGGGUCAUGUGCUCUACAUUUCCCAGGUCCACAUGAGAACCGGCUCCAGUGAGGACAAAGAUGAGCGCUACCUGAUGCUUUUCCCCAACGUGCUCGUGAUGCUCUCCACCAGUCCACGGAUGAGUGGCUUCAUUUAUCAGGGACGACUGCCACUGACGGGCACCACUGUAAUGAGACACAUGGAUGAUAUGGACAAUGCACACUUUGCCUUUGACAUCACAGGAAGCAUGAUGGAGCGGGUGACGGUGUUUUGCAGCAGUGCCCAGGAGCUGCAAGAGUGGCUGGAGCACCUGCAGCCGUUUAGCAAAGGAGGCAGCCCUUCGGGCACCAUCUUGAAGACGGUAGAAGGCAAGCCCCUGAGCAUGGUGGGCACCCCUACCCACUUGUCCCACCUUGGCAGCUUCAGCGCCGUCAGCCGCGGGCCCCUGGAACCACCAAAGAUGAGCAAGCCGUGGUCACUCAGCUGCCUGCGUCCGGCGCCGCCCCUCAAACCCUCGGCCGCAUUGGGUUACAAAGAGAGGAUGUCUUAUAUCAUGAAGGACUCCAGCAAGAGCCCACGACCCAUGAAAAAGUUUCUGCCUGGAAACAGGAAGAAGGAAAGGAAGCAUUCCGAUGACGAGGUUCACACAAGGAGAAGCACGGUGGCUUUGGAAGAGGACGCUCAGAUCUUGAGGGUGAUCGAGGCCUACUGCACAGGAGCCAGCCUGCACUCCACCAACACACCCGUGCGGAAGGAAUGCGUGCCUCAGGUGCUCCUUCCCGAGGAAGAGAAAAUCAUUGUGGAGGAGAUGAAGAGCAACGGGCAGACGGUCAUUGAGGAGAAGAGUCUGGUUGAUGCAGUGUAUGCUUUAAAGGAUGAGGUCCAUGAACUGAAAAAGGAGAACAAAUGGAUGAAGCAGUUUCUUGAGGAUGAGCAGAAGUCUCGCAAAGAGCUGGAGAGAGUGGUGAGGAAGCUGGCCAAGCAGAAGAACGACUGCACGUGGGACGAUGGAGGCGGUGGUAGUGGCCACUAAGCACAGAACGAGCUGUGUGUGUGUGUGUGUGGGGGGGGCUGCAAAAAGUGCAGAAUGUCUUGGAAGACUUACAUCCAAAGCCACAGAAGUUGCGUCACAGUCCGAAUACAUAUGUUUGCGCGCUGUCAGUGUUUUCCAAAGUUUCUGGAGCCAAGGUACAUUUUCGGGAAAUCUCACGGCGCGCCACCAAACAAAAAUGUCAAUAACAUAAAAAAGAAAACCCUUCUUCAUGAAACUCCUCCACCACCUUCAACAUAGUUCUUUGACAAUAAGAGGGCGGAAAGCACCAUUUUUGUCCAAAUCAAACUACUCCACUCAUUUCAUAGUUUCUCGACAUUACGAUGGCAGCAAAGCACCAUUUUUGUCUAAUUGAACUCCUCAACUCCUUUCACCAUACAGUUCCUUGACACCAAGAUGGUGGUAAAGUACUGCAUGUCCCC
This is a messenger RNA of Hippocampus comes (tiger tail seahorse), 3031 nucleotides long. It is a transcript of the gene arhgef6, whose product is annotated as Rac/Cdc42 guanine nucleotide exchange factor (GEF) 6. Lineage: Eukaryota; Metazoa; Chordata; Actinopteri; Syngnathiformes; Syngnathidae. Bases 252 to 2591 code for a protein of 779 amino acids. The transcript has 22 exons. Gene Ontology annotation, biological process: lamellipodium assembly. Gene Ontology annotation, molecular function: guanyl-nucleotide exchange factor activity; protein binding. Gene Ontology annotation, cellular component: cytoplasm; lamellipodium. The record is from RefSeq and is a predicted model, not a curated record.